AGGAUACUUUAAGUUCAGAGCGACAUUUAUGAGUAUAAAAAUUUGUUGAUGCAUAAUUUAUAACUAUACAUUGUAGAUACAAUGAAAACAAUAUCACUGUUCUAUUUUAUUCUAUGCGUUGCUGUGAGAUUUGCAUGCACAGCUGAAUUAUGCACUCUGCCAGGCGGAGGGACAGGCAAAUGUAUUUCGAUCAACAAUUGCCCGACAAUAUUAUCUUUAGUAAAUGUAGCCAGAACUAACAACAAAAUAGCUAAUUACAUAAGGAACAUCAGAUGUGGAUCUCGUGAUGAGAGAAAAGUAUGUUCAGUUAAGUUUUACACGUUUGUAACAUGGUAACAAAAUGAAUAUUUGUAAAAAAAGGAAAAAACAAUAUUCUUAAACACUGUCAUGGCCCCUUACGGGUAUAGGCCUCCUCC
Messenger RNA from Diatraea saccharalis (sugarcane borer), 416 nucleotides. Lineage: Eukaryota; Metazoa; Arthropoda; Insecta; Lepidoptera; Crambidae. The record is from the annotation of a GenBank genome assembly.